Tilletiaria anomala UBC 951 is the source of this 2350-nucleotide messenger RNA. RefSeq lists its product as uncharacterized. The transcript has 2 exons. The record is from RefSeq and is a predicted model, not a curated record. Bases 362 to 1924 code for a protein of 520 amino acids. Gene Ontology annotation, biological process: lipid metabolic process. Lineage: Eukaryota; Fungi; Basidiomycota; Exobasidiomycetes; Georgefischeriales; Tilletiariaceae. Gene Ontology annotation, molecular function: oxidoreductase activity.
ACGCUUCAAAGCGAGGAGAGGAAUAAUGAUCCGACGAGUGCAAGACGGCAGGUCUGGGAGAGAGUAGAUUUAUUGCUUUUGCUGGACGUGUGCACGUCAACUGCUGCAGUCUGCUGUCGCGCUCCGGGAUUCACGUUGGACAGGCCUACGUUUCCUUUCCUCCUGCCACUGCCAACUGGUCUGCGUCAAAAAGCACCGUGAUUUUUCUAACCCAGCAGCCAUAUCUGCUCGUGUCACUCCUUCCUUACAAGAGCUACUCUCUUGGCCGGCACGUCUCUCCUACACCUAGCCCCUUGAGAGGUCCAAGCGCAGGAAUCGCAUCAAGACCCACCCCGUUUCGUGACUAGCACCUUAGACCACCAUGGCGUCGCCAAACGUGACGACGGCGUCGCUUCGCAAGUCCGCCACGCAGGCCGCUGCCACGCAGGCCGCUGCCACGCAGGCAUCAGGGCCCGCCGCCGGCUCCGCCACUGCGAACCCGACGCCCACUAAAUACUCGCACAGGCAGGCCAAGGCAUACAAGCCGUCUGAGCUGCCGCAGUACACGGUGCCCAACUUCACCAUCAAGGACUUGCUCUCCGCCAUUCCCGCACACUGCUUUGAGCGCUCGGCGCUGCACUCCUUCGCUUACGUCUUUGCCGACCUGGCGAUGGUCGCUGCGCUGGCAUAUGCCGCCACUUUUAUUGACCCGCUCGUUUCAAGUGUCGACUUCAGCCGCCAGUCGCCCCUACCGGCGAGCGUCCUGUCGGCCGCCGCUCAACAAACGGCUGCACGCUGGUCUCUCUGGGGCCUGUACACCUUCUUCCAAGGCUGCGUCUUCACCGGCCUGUGGGUCAUCGCACACGAGUGCGGCCACCAGGCAUUCUCCACGUCCAAGUCACUCAACAACGCCGUCGGCUGGGUCCUCCACUCUGCUCUCCUCGUGCCGUACCACUCCUGGCGCAUCAGCCAUGCCCGCCACCACGCCGCCACGGGCCACCUGACGCGCGACGAAGUCUUUGUACCACGCACCCGUGCGCAGAAGGGCCUCCUUCCGCUCAAGCGGGCUGAACAGCAACUCCAGGACGACGGUUCGGACGUUGAGGCUGAAGAGGGGCAGGUGCUCAACGCCGUCGCGCCUGCUGCGAAGCACGAGAGCGUCACCGUUGCGCCAGAGUACCAGAAUGAGCACGAGAAGGAGUCCUUUGGCGAGUGGCUCGCCGAGGUGCUCGAGGACGCACCUGCAUACAACCUUGUCAUGCUCGUUCUGCAGCAGCUGUUCGGCUGGCCGAUGUACCUCAUCAAGAACACCUCCGGCCAGCUCCACUACCCUAAGGGCACCAAUCACUUCCAGCCGGAGUCGGUCAUCUUUGACGCACGCCACCGCAUGCAGAUCAUCGCCUCGGACAUUGGCCUGGCUAUCACACUGUCUGCGUUGUGCGUGUGGGGCACCCACCUGUCGCCGAACGGCUUUGUCGACGUCGCACGCUACUACUUGGUCCCGUACCUGUGGUGCAACCACUGGCUGGUGAUGAUUACAUGCCUGCAACACACGGACGUCGCGCUGCCGCACUACCAGGCGUCUGAGUGGACCUUCCCGCGGGGCGCGUUGUGCACCAUCGACCGCAGCUGGCUGUGGCCCAUCGGCCCGUACCUGCUCCACGGCAUCGCCGAGACGCACGUCUGCCACCACAUCUCCUCCAAGAUCCCGCACUACCACGCGUGGGAGGCGACCGAGGCGCUCAAGCAGCGCCUCGGCGAGCACUACAAGGCAACGACCGAGAACGUCUUUGUUAGCCUCUGGAGGAACUCGCGCGCGUGCAAGUUCGUCGAUGAGAACGACAAGAUCGCCUUCUACCGCAACGCCCACGGCGUCCCCUCCGCCAUCGUUAAGAACAGGAAGGCGGAUGAGAACUCGGAUUCCGGCCUUGCGCUCUCCGAUUAGACGGGACGCGAGCUGUGCGACUGGCUGUGCCUGUGCCUGCUCCACUUUCCCUCCCUUUCAAGCCCGCUGCCCAACAAUCAACGAAAUGACCAAGCACUUUAGCAUCGCAACUUCCCUGCGGCUCAUCUCUUGCCUUCGCCUUCGUUUCCCUUUUCCAUUUCUUAUACUGUAGAUCGUGCGAUUUGGGCUGCUGGUUGUUUCAGUGGUUCCUUCCAAAGAGAACGUCACCUCAAAAGCGUCCUCCUAGCUAACAAUUGCGAUGGAGGAUGAUAGAAAUGUAAGAAGACAGCCACCAACGACAGCAGAAUAGAGCAUUCAUAAUCGCUCGACAAAUCUAGAAACGCGCACUGUCCGCUACACAUGGCGCCGGUUCCAGCGGUACUUGGAUGUAUGGCACAUGGUUCGUGACAAUUGCAUGUGUGCCAU